AUGGCCAGCUCACACUGUCUACGACUCAGGCCCCUCACUUCAGGCCUAGCUCGGCCUUCGGCAAAGCUCAGUGCCCAUCAUAUGACCCGGCUUCCUAUUACUGCAGCACGAUAUAAGUCAGGUCCUUAUGGCUACACACAAGCUAAGGCUCUUGUUUUCUCAAAGCCUGGCGAGCCCUCUGAUGUUCUCAGUCUACAUACUCACUCCAUCUCCCCCUCCAUUCCCUCAAACUCGGUCCUCGUCCGAUCCCUCGCCGCGCCCAUCAACCCCGCUGAUAUCAACACCGUUCAGGGCACUUAUGGCUCUAAACCUCCAUUCACAUCCUUAAUUGGAACCUCUGAGCCCUCCGCCAUCCCCGGCAACGAAGGUGUUUUCGAAGUCGUCUCUACCGGUUCAUCCUCCUCGUCGCUGCAGAAGGGCGACUGGGUUAUCCCCGCCGUCGGCCAGUUCGGUACUUGGAGAACACAUGCCGUCGACGAGGCUGAAAAAUUCCUCAAGAUCGACAAGGAGGGCUUAACUCCCACGCAGGUUGCGACCGUCAGCGUCAACCCUUCCACAGCCUAUCGCAUCUUGCGACACUACGGCCCCAAUGCCGGUCUUCAGGCUGGCUUAGGCAUGCGCCCCCUCGAAGUCGGCAGCGGGCAGUGGUUCAUUCAAAACGGCGCCAACUCAGGUGUUGGACGAGCCGCCAUCCAGUUCGGUAAGCUCUGGGGUUUGAGGAGCAUCAACGUCAUUCGUGAGCGCGAUACACCAGAGGCUACAGACGUUCUCAAGAAGGAACUCCAGGACCUAGGUGCAGAUGUUGUUGUGACUGAGUCUCAGUUCCUUUCCCGUGAAUGGAGAGACCAACUUGCCGAAAUCACUCGCAAGGGGCGUGAGGAGAUUGGUCUCGGUCUCAACUGUGUCGGAGGCAAGUCAGCAACUGCCAUCGCUCGUUCUCUCGGCCAAGGAGCGACUCUGGUCUCUUACGGCGGCAUGGCCAAGCAGCCCGUUCAACUACCCCUUGGUCUCCUCAUCUUUAAGGACAUCCGCUUCACUGGUUUCUGGCUGAGCCGUUUGAACGAGCAGGAUCCUACUGGAAGAAAGCAUGCGAUCAAUGAUAUUCUGCAAAUCAUCCGUUCAGGCCAGUUCCGUGACGUCCCUAUAGAGGAGGUCAAGUGGGACUGGGAUACAGAGGAGGAAACUCUGCGCAAUGCUGUGCAACAGGGUCUACAAGGAUUCCGCAAGGGCAAGGGUGUCUUUACGUUCGGAGAGACAUAA
Messenger RNA from Fusarium sp. VM40, 1260 nucleotides. The record is from the annotation of a GenBank genome assembly. Lineage: Eukaryota; Fungi; Ascomycota; Sordariomycetes; Hypocreales; Nectriaceae.